AUGAAUGAAAUUGAAAUAGCUGCUACAUUACAUGUACAAUACCGGGCUCUGCAGUGUUGCAUUCUAUCAUACUAUAUCAAAAUGGCCACAGCGGUACAGAACCCCCUCAAAUCGCAAUCUGGAGGGGCAGCCUCAAAAAACAGUCUUGGUGAGGAGUUUUAUAAGGAAGCCAUUGAACACUGUCGCAGUUACAAUGCCCGUCUGUGUGCCGAACGCUCCAUGCGUCUCCCCUUCCUGGACUCCCAGACCGGCGUGGCCCAGAGCAACUGCUACAUCUGGAUGGAGAAAAACCACCGCGGACCAGGUCACGCUCCAGGUCAGUUGUACACAUAUCCCGCUCGCUGCUGGCGCAAGAAGAGACGGCUAAACAUCCUGGAGGACCCGCGGCUUGUACCGAUCGAGUUCAAGAUCGACUACGAGGCUUCUCUAAAGAAGGAGGGGGGUAUCCCAGAUGGUCCUGUGUUGGAGUCGCUGCUCGCUGGGGAAACCCUGGACAAGAAGGUAGAAACCAAGGAAGAAGAGCCAAUGAGCGAGUGUCAGAAGCUGCUGGUCGGAGAUUUCCCUCAUGAGCUGGAGGUGGACGAAAUGGAGGAAGACGUCCCGAAGCGCAAAAACCGUACCAAAGCACGGGCCUACGGUGUCGGGGGUAUGAGGAAGAGACAAGAGCCAGCUGCCAUUGAAGACAGAGACAAGCCUUACGUCUGUGACAUCUGUGGAAAGCGCUAUAAGAACCGCCCUGGGCUGAGUUACCAUUACACUCACACACACCUGGCAGAUGAGGAGGGGGAAGAAGACUCGGAGCGACACACACUACCCUUCCAGCGCAAGAACAACCACAAGCCCAAGAAAGCACCGGACGGCUCAGUGAUCGCCAACGGCUACUGCGACUUCUGCCUUGGAGGCUCAAAGAAGACUGGCUGUCCUGAAGACCUUAUCUCCUGUGCGGACUGUGGACGCUCAGGCCACCCGUCCUGUCUGCAGUUCACAGUGAACAUGACGGCUGCGGUGAGGACUUAUCGCUGGCAGUGCAUCGAGUGCAAGUCCUGCAGUCUGUGUGGCACCUCUGAGAACGACGACCAGCUGUUGUUCUGUGACGAUUGUGACAGAGGCUACCACAUGUACUGUCUGAGCCCCCCCAUGUCUGAACCACCAGAGGGGAGCUGGAGCUGUCAUCUGUGUCUGAGACAACUGAAGGAGAAGGCCUCAGCCUACAUCACCCUCACUUAAUCUGCCGAGCUGCGCCUCAUCCUCUCGGCCCUUCAUCCUCUCCCAAACCACUUCUUCGUCGCCCCUCUCUGUGCCUCAGCUGCCCCUCCUCCUCCUCUUACUUGCCGCCACCACUUCCUUUACAAUCCGUCCCGGUGACCUAUGACACGACUGAGCACAGAGCAUACACAGCGCUGCACCCAUUCAUAAACGUCUCUCUAGCGGCAAACCAACCUCCAUCCCUUCGUGUCACUAACACAUUCCCUGAUGCUUGACCUGUACCCCCCUCCCCACCUUUUCCUGCCCUGUCUCAACAGAGGAAUUCAUCAGCUGGCAAUAAGUUUGCU
Molecule: messenger RNA, 1553 nt
Organism: Plectropomus leopardus (leopard coralgrouper)
Lineage: Eukaryota; Metazoa; Chordata; Actinopteri; Perciformes; Serranidae
Source: RefSeq, a predicted model, not a curated record